This is a messenger RNA of Ricinus communis (castor bean), 1861 nucleotides long. Its product is annotated as O-glucosyltransferase rumi homolog. Lineage: Eukaryota; Viridiplantae; Streptophyta; Magnoliopsida; Malpighiales; Euphorbiaceae. The record is from RefSeq and is a predicted model, not a curated record. The transcript has 6 exons. The coding region runs from base 217 to 1743 and encodes 508 amino acids.
UGAGUACAUGCCAGAGUCAUGAAUCUCCACAAACCCACAACCAUCAAAUACACACACACUAUCUUCUCUCUUUCUUUCUUCCUUCCUUCCUAUCUCUGUAAUUAUUAAUAAUAUUAUAGUGGUGUUUCUCCACCACUAUCCCAUUCAUAUCCAGUCUUUGAUGUAAAGACAGAAGGAGAAGCAACUAAUAAAACCCACCUUUCUUCGUCAGUUUCCAUGGCAAAUAAACAAGUUGAAACUACGUUUCAUAACUUGCAUGGAGGAGGAGAUCACUUUUUAUAUACUCACUUUUACACUGCUUUCAGAGGUGUCAAGAGAUGGGCUUCGGCUACUGUCUUCCUCUUCUUUCUCAUGCUCCUUCUUGGUGUCUUCUUUUUCAGGAUCGAUGUUUCUAUUAUCAGAGAUAAUUUUCUAACCGGCGGCACUAAAAGACCAACUGAGUUCCCACUCAAGUGCUCCAACAAAGACACGCCAAUAACAUGCAAGGCCAAUUAUCCUGCGACAUUUCAAGCAAAUAAUUCAUCAGGUUCUGCAUGUCCAGACUACUUCCGCUGGAUCCACGAAGAUCUACGGCCAUGGAACAGUACCGGGAUCUCAAGGGAUACCCUGGAAAGUGCUAAAAAAUUCGCAACUUUCAGAUUAGUAAUUGUCAAUGGAAAGGCAUAUGUGGAGAGAUAUCAUUAUUCUUUUCAAACAAGAGAUAUAUUUACAAUAUGGGGUAUUUUGCAGCUUUUAAGGUUGUACCCUGGCAGGGUACCAGACGUAGAGCUGAUGUUUCAAUGUGGUGACAUGCCUGAGAUCCAAAAAGGUGACUACCGAGGACCCAAUGCCACUUUGCCUCCCUCACUGUUUCAGUACUCAGGACAGAGUUCAGCAUUUGCCAUCAUUUUUCCCGAUUGGUCCUUUUGGGGUUGGGCUGAGGUGAAUAUAAAACCAUGGAAAAGCAUGCUGAAAGGAAUAACAAAAGGCAGCAAGAGGAAGAAAUGGAAAGAUAGGGUACCCUAUGCAUACUGGAAAGGGAACCCAUACGUUUCAGCAAAUAGAGGAGACCUUAUGACCUGCAAUGUCUCUGAUAAACAUGACUGGAAUGCUCGUCUCUAUGCACAGGACUGGGGUAAAGAAAUACGGCAAAAAUACAAGCAUUCAAAAUUAGAAGACCAAUGCACCCACAGAUACAAAAUUUAUAUAGAAGGGCGGGCAUGGUCAGUGAGUGACAAAUAUAUACUAGCAUGUGAUUCCAUGACCUUGGUGGUAAACCCUGCUUAUUAUGAUUUCUUCAUGAGAAGCAUGGUACCAAUCCAGCACUAUUGGCCUAUUAGGGCCAAAAAUAAGUGCAAAGAUAUCGAGUUUGCUGUGGAAUGGGGCAAUAACCACACUGAUAAGGCAGAGGCUAUUGGGAAGGGAGGAAGCAGGUUCAUUCAGGAAAAUCUGAAGAUGGAAUACAUAUAUGGAUAUAUGUUUCAUUUGUUAAAAGAGUACGCAAAACUGUUGAAAUUCAAACCAGAAAUACCAAAAGGAGGAGCUGAGGUAUGUGCAGAAUCAUUGGCAUGCUCUGAGAAUGGUUUAGUACGAAAGUUUAUGAAGGAGUCCAUGGUAAUGUCGCCUAGCAGUACACUGCCAUGCGCUAUGCCUCCUCCUUAUGAUCCUGCUGCCCUUCAACAACUUCUUGAGAGGAGGGAAAACAUUACAAGACAAGUUGUGAUGUGGGGGAAUGAGUAUUGGCAAAAUUCAAACCACUCUUGACGAGACAAGCAUACAUUAGGAGUGUCUUCCACCACAUGUAGAUUUCUUUUUAAAACAUCUAAACCAGUUUUGUAUGAAAUGUAAAAUCUUAAAAUAUCCAUAUGGGUACUGUUGCUCA